This is a messenger RNA of Penicillium roqueforti, 1098 nucleotides long. Its product is annotated as tyrosinase family protein. The record is from RefSeq and is a predicted model, not a curated record. The transcript is spliced from 4 exons. NCBI's taxonomy places the organism in Eukaryota, Fungi, Ascomycota, Eurotiomycetes, Eurotiales, Aspergillaceae. Gene Ontology annotation, molecular function: oxidoreductase activity. Bases 1 to 1098 code for a protein of 365 amino acids.
AUGAUUGGUUUCUAUCCGUCUUUCUUGGUCAUUGUCUUGGGGACUUUGGUUUCGGCGGAGUCCUCCCUGUUCGGUAUCGAUAUCGACAUCUCCCUGCCGGAGCAAUUGUGUGGAAGUCAGAAUAUUGCUGAGCGGAAGGAAUGGGGAGAGUUGGAGCGAGCUGAGCGGAUCGACUAUACCAAUGCGGUAUUGUGUUUGCAAGGGAAGCCCCAGCAUCUUCCAAGAGAGGAGUACCCAGGCGUGCGGAACCGAUUCGAUGAUUUUGUGGCCACCCAUAUCAAUUACACACUCAAUGUCCAUCUGAGUGGUCUGUUCCUCCCGUGGCACCGUCACUUCCUCUGGCUCUGGGAGAAAGCCCUGCGAGACGAGUGUGGGUACUCUGGAUAUCUGCCGUACUGGAAUUGGCCAUUAUGGUCGGAAAACCUCAAGGCCAGCCCGCUCUUCGACUGCAGCGACAGCUCCCUCUCGGGCGACGGGGAACACAAUCCCGACGAACAAAACCUUUCCGGCGGCUCAAUAACCAUACCCCGAGGAUCGGGCGGUGGCUGCGUGCGAUGCGGACCCUUCAAAGACAUGAUCGUGCACAUGGGCCCAUUCGACCGCAACAUCGUCUCAUUAACCAAACUUCCCGCGCCAGGCUUCGAUUACAACCCGCACUGUUUCAACCGAAGUCUGAACAAUUUCGUCAGCAGCAACUACGACAACGAGACCAUCGUCGACCGACUCCUGGCCGCGCCCAAUAUUUCCGAUUUCCAAACCGUCAUGGACUACUGGCCCGCACGGCCGGGCGGGGUGCUGGGCGUGCACGGCGGCGGGCAUUUCAGCCUCGGGGCCACCCUGCAAGAUCUGUUCACGUCUCCACAAGACCCGGCUUUUAUGCUGCACCACAGUAUGAUCGAUCGGACGUGGAGUAUCUGGCAGGCGAAGGACGAGGGGCAUCGGUUCGCACUCAACGGUACGAACCGAAUUCUGAAUCCGCCGGACGCGCCGCUUGUUACGCUUGAUAUGGAGAUGGAGUUCGGUGUUCUUGAUCGGUCUCGAUCGGUCGGGGAGGUUAUGGAUCCGACGGGAUUCCGAUAUUGUUAUUCGUACAGUUAG